Aspergillus clavatus NRRL 1 is the source of this 1089-nucleotide messenger RNA. RefSeq names its product putative cell wall glucanase (Scw4) (gene scw4). The record is from RefSeq and is a predicted model, not a curated record. Gene Ontology annotation, biological process: cell wall organization. Gene Ontology annotation, cellular component: cell surface; extracellular region; fungal-type cell wall. Gene Ontology annotation, molecular function: 1,3-beta-glucanosyltransferase activity; glucan endo-1,3-beta-D-glucosidase activity. The coding region runs from base 1 to 1089 and encodes 362 amino acids. Lineage: Eukaryota; Fungi; Ascomycota; Eurotiomycetes; Eurotiales; Aspergillaceae. The transcript is spliced from 3 exons.
AUGAAGGCGAAGCUCCUGAUCGGUCUGCUGACGUUGCGACUGGUGUUCCAUGCAGCGGCACAUCCGCAUGCAGGCCACCGUCGCCAUGUUCAGCGGGACGGCAAUCCGCUCGACCCCGUCAUCGUCUGGGUCGAUAAAGCCGGCCAGAUCGUCCAUGUCGAGGACGAUAAACACCAGACGCCUAAUGCUGCGCAGGAACCCACUGAUCUCUCCCUCCCCCUCCCCCUCCCAGCCGCCAACGACCUCCUCUCCCACCUCCCCAUCCAAGUUCCCGACCUAACACCUGAGCCUGGUCCCCCUGCCCCCGCUGGGCCCCCGCCCCGUCGCUUCGGCAUCUCCUACUCCCCCUACAACAGCGACAGCACGUGCAAAACCCCGGCCCAGAUCGACGCCGACGUCGCCCGCCUCACCCACCACGCCUUCAUCCGCAUCUACGGCGUCGACUGCGACCAAACGCGCCUCGUCACGCAAGCCGCCAAAACGCACGGCAUGCGCGUCUUCGCCGGCGUCUUCGACCUCCCCAACCUCCCCGCCUCCCUCGACGCCAUCACCGCCGCCGCCGCAGGCGACUGGGCCCCCUUCCACACCAUCUCCAUCGGCAACGAGCUGGUGAACCGCGGCGCCAGCACGCCCGCCGACGUCGUCGCCGCGCUGCACACCGCGCGCGCCGCCCUCCGCGCCGCCGGCUACCAGGGGCCCGUGGUGACCGUCGACACGUUCGCGGCGCUGCAGCGGCACCCGGAGCUCUGUGCGGCGUCGGACUACUGCGCUGCGAACUGCCAUGCGUUCUUUGAUGAGGGGAUGACGCCCGAGCGCGCGGGCGAGUAUGCGAUGGAGCAGGCGCGGCGGGUGUCGGAGGCGGCCGGCGGCAAGCGGACGGUGAUUGCGGAGUCGGGGUGGCCGCAUGCGGGGCGCGCGAAUGGGCGCGCGGUGCCGUCCAAGGAGAACCAACGGGUGGCGGUGGAGAGUCUGAGGAGGGUGUUUGCGGGGGAGCCGGAUUUGGUGCUGUUCAGUGCGUUUGAUGAUUUGUGGAAGACGGAUGGGGAGGGGACGUUUGAUGCGGAGAAGUUCUGGGGCAUUCAGGAGUAG